Molecule: messenger RNA, 4218 nt
Organism: Penicillium arizonense
Lineage: Eukaryota; Fungi; Ascomycota; Eurotiomycetes; Eurotiales; Aspergillaceae
Exons: 9
Coding region: 1-4218 (1405 amino acids)
Biological process (GO): glucan catabolic process
Molecular function (GO): beta-glucosidase activity
Source: RefSeq, a predicted model, not a curated record
AUGCCGGAGAUAUUCGAUGUAGAGCAUGUUCUAGCGAACAUCAGCGAGCAGGACAAGAUCGCUCUUUUAUCCGGAAUUGAUUUCUGGCACACACAUCCUAUCCCCAAAUUCAACGUCCCCUCAAUCCGCGCCACCGACGGUCCCAAUGGUAUCCGGGGCACGAAAUUCUUUGCCGGCAUCCCCGCCGCAUGUUUGCCUUGCGGCACAGCUCUGGGCGCCACCUGGGACCGAGAUCUGAUAUUCCAAGCCGGGAAGCUGUUGGGUGACGAGUGCAUUGCGAAAGGGGCGCAUUGUUGGCUGGGUCCGACAAUCAACAUGCAACGCGCUCCCCUCGGUGGCCGCGGGUUCGAAUCGUUUGCGGAAGAUCCGCAUCUCUCAGGCAUUCUGGCCAAAUCAAUCAUCCUCGGAUGCGAAAGCAAAGGGAUCAUAUCCACGGUGAAGCAUUUCGUGGGCAACGACCAGGAACAUGAACGUCGGGCGGUGGAUGUCCUCGUCACCCAGCGAGCCUUGCGCGAGAUCUACCUACGACCCUUCCAGAUUGUGGCGAGAGAUGCGAAGCCUGGCGCGCUCAUGACCUCGUAUAAUAAGAUCAAUGGGAAGCAUGUGGUAGAAGAUGCGCGCAUGCUCAAUCUGAUCCGCGAGGAGUGGAAGUGGAAUCCGCUGGUUAUGAGCGAUUGGUACGGGACCUACACAACCAUCGACUCCAUGAAUGCGGGCCUUGACCUGGAAAUGCCGGGGGUGUCCAGAUAUCGGGGAAAGUUUAUCGAGUCCGCCGUGCAGGCUCGACUGAUCAAGCAAUCGACUAUUGAUGCACGAGCGCGAAGGGUGUUGGAAUUCGUGAAGCAAGCGAGUCAGGUCCAAGUGUCAGAAGUGGAGCGAGGACGGGAUUUCCCAGAGGAUAGAGCACUGAAUCGCAAAAUCUGUGCGAACAGCAUCGUCCUUCUCAAGAACGAAGGCAUCUUGCCCCUUCCAAGGGAGAUCAAAAAGAUCGCCCUAAUCGGAUCUCACAUGAAGACUCCCGCAAUAUCGGGUGGUGGCAGUGCGUCACUUGAGCCAUAUUAUUCUGUCUCGUUAUACGACGCCUGCAGGGAAGCCCUUCCUAACGCGGAGGUGCUCUAUAAAGCGGGCGCAUACGUCCAUAAGAUGCUCCCCGUGAUAAACCGUCUGCUGAGCAAUGCUGUCAUUCAAUUCUACAACGAGCCGAUGGGCAAGGAACGACGUUUAAUCAGCACUGAGCCUGUAUCGACGACGGCCUUCCAGCUCAUGGACUACUAUGCUCCCGGCCUCAACCGAGGGCUCUUCUGGGCCACACUGAUUGGCGACUUCACGCCCGACGCCUCCGGGCUUUGGGACUUUGGCCUGAGUGUCUUUGGUGCCGCAAAUCUCUACAUUGACGAUGAGCUCGUGAUAGAUAACACCACGAGCCAGACGCGCGGGACGGCAUUUUUCGGCAAAGGUACCGUUGAGGAGCUAGGAUCGAAGGAAUUAGUUGCUGGGACUAUAUACAAAAUUCGGAUUGAGUUCGGCUCUGCCAACACUACCCCAACGAAAACGGUGGGAACGGUGAAUUUCGGUGGCGGCGCCGCAAAUCUGGGGGCCUGUCUACGGAUGAACCGGGAUGAAAUGAUCGAGAAUGCCGUGGAAGCUGCCGCAGAGGCCGACUACACCAUUCUUUGCACCGGGCUCAACAAAGACUGGGAAUCUGAAGGGUUCGAUCGCACGCAUAUGGAUCUGCCAGCGGGAGUUGACCGGUUGAUCUCGAAGGUGUUGAAGGCCGCCGCAGAUAAGACCGUCAUCGUCAAUCAGUCCGGUACACCAGUUACCAUGCCGUGGGCCGAUCAGGCCCGGUGCAUCCUGCAGGCCUGGUACGGAGGUAACGAGACGGGUCAUGGAAUUGCCGAUGUCAUCUUCGGAGAGGUCAAUCCAUGCGCAAAGCUGCCCUUGUCCUGGCCUGUGGAUGUGAAACACAACCCGGCCUACCUGAACUACGCCAGCGUGGGUGGCCGAGUGCUCUACGGCGAGGACAUCUAUGGGGGUUAUCGAUUUUACGAGAGGACCGGACGAGAAGUCCUCUUUCCAUUUGGUCACGGCCUGUCAUACACGACCUUCAAGAUCUCACCGAGUGUUACCGUCGCCCCGGAGAUCUUCAACAUGGACCGUCCUGCGGUCGCCACCGUACAAAUCAAAAACAAGGGCAAACUGGCGGGCGCCCAGGUUCUCCAACUGUACAUCUCUGCCCCCGAAUCCCCAACACCACGCCCAAGCAAGGAGCUGCACGGUUUCGAAAAAGUAUUCCUGCAGCCUGGGGAAGAAAGAACGGUUGACAUCCAGCUGGACCGAUAUGCGACCAGCUUCUGGGACGAGAUCGAGGACAUGUGGAAGAGCGAGCAAGGGACGUAUGAAGUGUUGAUUGGAACCUCUAGCCAGGAAGUGGUGGCCCGGGGCAAAUUCCAAGUGGAUCGCACCACCAGGAGGAAUGGACCCUUCGUCGACUGCGCGACCUCGCAAGAAUACUCGGGUGCUCACCGCAUGCGAUGCCUGUCGUCUCAGCAAGACUCGAUGCGAUUCAGCACGGCCAAUACAUGGGGCGCAAGAAUCCUAGACGCAGUAGAACGUCAAGAGCGGCUUCUGUCAGAGAGGCUGUCUUUGAACUGGGGGCCUCCUCUUUUAUCGCAGCAGGCGUCGCCAUGCCCAGUGGACGAAGUAGAUCCCGAGUCAAUCUCGCGCAACGAUGCGCCCAAGACACCUAUUACCGGGUCGGACAUGAUUCUCAGCUGGCCUAUUUUUCCGAAAGAGAAGCCUGUAUCGACUUUUCCAAUGGCAGCGUAUUCCGAGAAGCCAGAUCGCUUUCAGACGGCUCUACCAAGCUUAGAUCCCCAAAGGCUCCUCGAACUGCGCGAGAUUUUCAGGACCAAGAUCUGGACCAAGAACCCAAUCGUUGACCCGGACCAGCUGGACUUUCAUAUCGCUCGAGUGCUGGAAAAUGGCAUUGACUGGUCCGCCUCGUCGUGCUUGGUGCUACUUAUCUUUGCGCUUGCGGCCAUCUGGGGGAAUUAUCCCGAUGACGAAACCCGCGAGGUCUCGUACAAUGAACCAUCAUUCAGUCCACCGGUCACUUACGUGACGAUGUCGGUUCCGGAGCACCGAAUGAAGGAAUCGUUGACCUUCCUCUCCAUGGCGCGUAAGCGCAUCUCCACUGCGUAUCUCGACGAUACCUUAGUGGGAGUGCAGUGUCUCUGUUUAUUCGGAAUUUGGUAUCAGUAUAACGUCGAGCCGAUUCCGGGCUGGAAAAUGUUCCGGACAGCAUCCAUGCUGUGGCAAACGUAUCGUUUGAAGCACCGCGAGGGGAAGAUGAUUAGAAGUGCGCAGGAAGAGAGUCUGGAGCAGCGACUCUACUGGACAUGCUUAAAAUCCGAAUGUGAGGUUCGAUAUGAACUGACGGAUCUCCCGCCAUGUGACCUCAGCCUCUCCGACUUUCCUUAUUCUCUCCCGAGCUUCCCCACGAGACAUCCAUCUACCGACGCCCCUGGGUGGAUUUUUUCCAGUCCCUCGUCCACAGACCUCGAAGCAGCAUCUUCCUACUAUUACCUGGCCGAGAUCUUCUUGCGCAGGCUUCUCAACCGGGCCCGCAAUGCGGUCCGUGUGAUCUCCCCGGAUAUCGACCUGCCGAGCAUCAAGGUUCUGGCAGAGACUCUGACGCAGCUGGAAGGUCAACUCCAGCAGUGGGUAGACUGUCUUCCACAUACACUUCGGUUCAACAUGCCUCUCGAAUCCGCCCCUGCACCGAAGGAGAGUGAGCUCAUGAAGCUAAGCCGUGAGCGAUACGUCGAGGUGCGCGAACUGCUCUGCCGCGCGUAUCUAUACCUGUGCAUCCAUGUACCGCUCGACCCAGGGAUGGCGGUGCUGUAUGGGGUCAGAGCGAGCGAGGCGCUACUUUUGGCAGUUUAUCGCAUCCAGACCGAGGUGCCAUUCUUCCGGCAUCCGGGGUCAUGGGGAGGAUGUCGAGUCCGGUUCAAUCAUGCGCUUUGCCUGAUUGCGGGAUUUCGCGCAAAGCUGACGCAGCGCCCCUCGGCAGAAUAUGUGAGCAUUCCUCCCGACUGGGCGGACUGUGUGCGUGUGGUGAUUGAGCGGUUGAAGAUCUGGGGCGAGGAGGGCGGCGGGAUCAAGGAGUUAAGUGUGCUGCUGGAGUGGCUGAUGCAUGGCAAUUUGGAAUUGUAG